CUGCGAAGGGCAAACUGAAUGCGCCUGCCAUCACUCUCAUCCGUCAGUGCUGCUAUCGCUGUAUCCACCUUGCAAUCAACAUCUCGUUCAUUGCUGGACGCUUCAAGAUGUCUGACUAUGGCGGUGACGAAGGCGGCUAUGGCAUGGACGAGACUGAAGAUGUCAUCUACGAGCCAGAUGAGAAUCUCGAAGAGUUUGCUCCGGACGUCGAGAUCGAUGAGGCGGCCAUAGAAGCCCGCGCUGUAGCAGAUGAAGGUGAUGAGAAGACAGUCGUCUCUGGUGACCCAAAUCAACCCGCGAAACCCUCAAGCGACGCCGACAAGAAAAUUCCAGACGACAAGAGAACCACCACCCCUUACAUGACAAAAUAUGAGCGCGCGAGAGUUCUAGGCACAAGAGCCCUGCAGAUCAGCAUGAAUGCACCUGUGUUGGUGGACCUGGAAGGAGAAACUGAUCCACUACAAAUCGCUAUCAAGGAAUUGAACCAGAAAAAGAUACCGCUCGUUGUCCGCCGUUACCUUCCCGAUGGAUGGUAUGAAGACUGGACAUGUGAAGAGCUGCUAUGAUCAAGCCAUGGUACACUCCACAUUUUAUCGCACGGACCGAAUGUCCUGAGGCGAUCGAUCGUUCGAAAAGACUUGUCACCGGACCGGCCAUACUGCCCGGAAGUCAGCUCGACCCGUUCAACGGCUGAAUUGAGCUUACAAAGAUGGGCAUCUGGAUCGAUCAUGGUAGGGUCCACGUUGUGUUCUUAUCAGGAAUGCAAAACCGCCAGCGAGGAGUCUAAAAACCCAGCCCCCAGUGGGGUUUGGCCCGAGACUGUUAAAAUACCCAGAAGCCCAUGCUUCGGCACUACGGACGUUUACCCAAAUAUGCGACGGUCAGAAACUCAUUCAGCCUCCCUCUAAGCACUUGAGUCUGUGAACGAGCUCGGUGCUGAGGAUUCCUACCUUUAUUGGCAGACCUAUGCUUGCAUGGAUAACGUGGUGGCUCAGAGAGGCUACAUGCCACAACGAUGAAGAACAUGUACGAACAAUAAAUCGAAAUUCAUUACCGCCAAUACACCGUCGUCUUGUCCUGUCCAAACGCUGUUUCCACAUGUUGACUGCACUCCCACUACGGCGGGUCAACAGCACUUUUUAUAUGUUCUUGUGGAGUUCAAAGAUGCAGGCUUCUGCGGCUUCUCCUUACGAGGCAAGCUCCCUGAAUGAUGGAGGCGUCCUUCGCCACACGUCCUGUUAAAGGGAUUCGUCGGCUUCCUUCUAUCAGACCAAGAUUUCUCAGAACGCUGUUGCAGAUCUUCAGGCAAGGAAUGGUUGAUGUGGCGAUUCCACCUAUCAUCUUACGCCGGGCCUUAAGGUCAACAUCCUAGUCUUUAGUGUCCGUCAUAUGGUCGCAUGCCCAAAAGAGGGUGGCCUCAACAACCCUUGAGCUUAUGCGUUCUUAUGGCUCCACGUGUGGCUACUACUUUGGGGCUGAAAUGAGCCUAGCUCGAGCUGAAAUAGCUCAAUGAGGAAUCCUGUGCGAAUCUUACCGUAACUACUCCACACAAUGCCUUUUGUCAAUCCUUUCCUAUACUUUUUCAGUCUGUCAAUGCUAUCCAUUAACUAUAAC
Messenger RNA from Exophiala xenobiotica, 1614 nucleotides. RefSeq lists its product as uncharacterized. NCBI's taxonomy places the organism in Eukaryota, Fungi, Ascomycota, Eurotiomycetes, Chaetothyriales, Herpotrichiellaceae. The transcript has 4 exons. Gene Ontology annotation, molecular function: DNA binding; DNA-directed RNA polymerase activity. The record is from RefSeq and is a predicted model, not a curated record. Gene Ontology annotation, cellular component: RNA polymerase III complex; RNA polymerase I complex; RNA polymerase II, core complex. The coding region runs from base 108 to 566 and encodes 152 amino acids. Gene Ontology annotation, biological process: DNA-templated transcription.